GCUAGUGGACGGUGAAGGCAUCCUGUCUCUGCAGCAUCCUCCAGGUGACGUGGAGUCAUUCGCGUGUCCCCCUGAGUCUACAGCCCCCAGGGAAGUGAUCUCUGUUUACAUGCCUGUUUCCAAUGCAGCUGCUCGUAAGCCACCGUGGGGGUAAUGUGCUGUCUGUCUAGGGAAGACCGCAGAGAAGCAGGUUGGGCCUCCAGUCGGUAUCAGAAGCAGAGGCGACCGGAGAUGAUUAAUGAGGACAGACAUGCAGACGCACACCACAAGUCUGAGGAGGUGGAACCUCCCACUGAAGAACAUCCACAGGGCUUUGGGAUGAUCUACAAGAUCGAAGACGUGCCGCCCUGGUACUUGUGCAUCCUGCUGGGGCUACAGCACUACCUGACCUGCUUCAGUGGUACCAUCGCGGUGCCGUUCCUGCUGGCUGAAGCCAUGUGCGUGGGCCGGGACCAGUACGCCAUCAGCCAGCUGGUGGGAACCAUUUUCACCUGCGUGGGCAUCACCACGUUAAUCCAGACCACGCUGGGAGUCCGUUUGCCGCUUUUUCAGGCCAGCGCUUUCGCCUUCCUGAUCCCUGCUCAGGCCAUCAUGGGCCUUGACAGGUGGAAGUGUCCCCCGGAUGAGGAGGUGUACGGCAACUGGAGUAUGCCGCUGAACACCUCUCACGUCUGGCACCCCCGGAUCAGGGAGAUCCAGGGCGCCAUCAUGGUGUCCAGCGUGGUGGAGGUCCUCAUCGGCCUAGUCGGGCUCCCUGGGAUCCUGCUUAACUACAUCGGGCCCCUGACUGUCACCCCUACGGUGUCUCUCAUCGGCCUCUCCGUCUUCCAGACAGCCGGAGAACGUGCCGGAACGCACUGGGGCCUCUCCUUACUGUGUAUUUUCCUAAUCGUGGCCUUCGCCCAGUAUCUCAGAAACUGGUGCCUCCCCAUCCCCAUCUACUCCCGGAGGAAAGGUUGCACCACCGUCAAGGUCCAGAUCUUCAAGAUGUUUCCGAUCAUCAUGGCCAUUAUGCUGGUCUGGCUGCUCUGCUACAUCCUGACCCUGACGGAUAUGCUUCCCCAGGACCCCAGUCAGUACGGUCACAAGGCGCGCACGGACGCCCGCGGGGAUAUCAUGUCCUGGGCACCUUGGUUCCGCAUGCCAUACCCGUGUCAGUGGGGAUUGCCGACUGUGACCAUCGCCAGUGUGCUGGGUAUGUUCAGCGCUACUCUGGCAGGCAUCGUGGAGUCCAUCGGCGAUUACUAUGCCUGUGCCCGCCUGGCAGGGGCACCACCGCCCCCGGUCCACGCCAUAAACAGGGGCAUCUUCACAGAGGGGGUGUGCUGCAUCAUCGCAGGGCUGCUGGGCACCGGGAAUGGCUCCACCUCAUCCAGCCCCAACAUUGGGGUGCUGGGCAUCACUAAGGUAGGCAGCAGGAGGGUAGUGCAGUAUGGAGCCGGCAUCAUGCUGGUGCUGGGCACUGUGGGAAAGUUCACAGCCCUGUUCGCCGCCCUGCCCGACCCCAUCCUCGGAGGCAUGUUCUGCACCUUGUUUGGGAUGAUCACAGCAGUUGGGUUGUCUAACCUGCAGAGCGUGGACCUGAACUCCUCUAGGAAUCUCUUUGUCCUGGGAUUCUCUAUGUUCUUCGGGCUCAUGCUGCCCAAUUACUUGGACACGCACCCUGGCAGCAUCCGUACAGGAGUUCCCGAGCUGGACCAGAUCAUCACCGUGCUCCUGACUACUGAAAUGUUCGUGGGGGGGUCCCUGGCCUUUGUGCUGGACAACACCGUGCCAGGUACCAGGGAGGAGAGAGGCCUACUGGACUGGAAGGCAGACGAUCGUCCGUCCAGCCGGGCCGCCGUGUCCAUGUCCACCUACGACCUCCCCGUCGGCAUGGGCUGCGUGCGGCGGACUUCGCUUUUGCGCUACCUUCCCAUCAGCCCCACCUUCCAGGGCUUCCGCCGACGCCCGAGGAAGGACAGCGAGCAGGCGAGCGAGGAGGAUAGGGGCACACAAAACGGCGAGGCACCCCCAGGCCAUCCAGAGCUCACCGUUUCCUGUACCAAAGUAUAGCAGCUCAUUUUGUAAACAUUAUUAUUAUUAUUUUUUGGCUGCAUGUUCGGCAUCAUUUUGUACAGCAGAUAUUUCGUUAUCAUUGUUAUUUAAUGAUUCUGUUCUUAUGAAUAGGAAUAAUCAUCAAUCAUUCAAAUUUGUUCUACUUGAUAACAGGAAUAUGAUGUUAUAUAUUUUAUGCUACCAUAUUGCAGGCUUGUAAUAAUGGAUCCUGCUCUUAACGUCCCCUUUAAUAUCUCGUCUAAGUGCUUCCUGGUGUCUAACUGCUGCAGCCACGAGAAUCUGACUUCCUAGGUCACGUGUAGACCUGUGUGUAACCCGUAUGUACAGAGACAGACCCAAGAACAGGUUGCAUGAAGUGUAGUUCCUAUUUGCAUAAAAUUCACAAGGUUCACAAUUGAUAGCAAACAGCAUUGUUAUUAGCAAUUGUCACGAACGAGGUGUGCAUAUUUAUAAAAAUGUUUUUUAGAUUUGUUUUCUAUAUUUCUUAAAUAUCCAGAGAAAUUAUGCUGAGAAUGACGUGAACAACUUUGCUGUUUUACACACAAAUUAUCCAAAAAAAGUUGUUGCUUUUAAAAAGGAGUC
Molecule: messenger RNA, 2640 nt
Organism: Brienomyrus brachyistius
Lineage: Eukaryota; Metazoa; Chordata; Actinopteri; Osteoglossiformes; Mormyridae
Gene: slc23a1
Product: solute carrier family 23 member 1
Exons: 15
Coding region: 154-2055 (633 amino acids)
Biological process (GO): transmembrane transport
Cellular component (GO): membrane
Molecular function (GO): transmembrane transporter activity
Source: RefSeq, a predicted model, not a curated record